Mycetomoellerius zeteki is the source of this 1501-nucleotide messenger RNA. It is a transcript of the gene Rnf146, whose product is annotated as Ring finger protein 146. The record is from RefSeq and is a predicted model, not a curated record. Gene Ontology annotation, biological process: ubiquitin-dependent protein catabolic process; Wnt signaling pathway. The transcript has 4 exons. Gene Ontology annotation, cellular component: cytoplasm; nucleus. Lineage: Eukaryota; Metazoa; Arthropoda; Insecta; Hymenoptera; Formicidae. Gene Ontology annotation, molecular function: ubiquitin protein ligase activity; zinc ion binding; poly-ADP-D-ribose binding. Bases 182 to 1051 code for a protein of 289 amino acids.
UCGCAUCGCGAGGUUGAGAACAAUUGAGACUAUUGAGAGUCCCGGUUACGUCAUAAUAAGCAACAUGGCUGACCUUCGUGAGUAUUGACAAGACGCGUGCUGCUGUUUACAAACUAGACAAGGAAUUGGAUACAUCGAUGAAUCUGACCUCAUCGGGUCAGAUUGUGUGAUCUAUUCUGUCAUGGCACAAGCGAAACUCGACGUGCCGGAGAAAUCUGGCGGAGGUAUUAAAGAAAAGGACAAGGAUUCCGAGGAAAAGGAAGGUCCCACUGUCGUACCAGAAUGCGCAGUAUGUCUGCAGCCUUGCAUUCAUCCAGCGCGAUUACCCUGCAGUCAUAUAUACUGCUAUUUGUGUGUGAAGGGUGUCGCUAAUCAGAGUAAACGAUGUCCAAUGUGUCGUCAAGAGAUCCCGCCGGAUUUUCUUGAGAGACCUCAGUUGGUGGAAGUAGAAGAGCCUCAGAAGGAGUCGGAACAUCCCGAGGAAGAAUACCAAUGGUUUUACGAAGGCCGAAAUGGUUGGUGGCAGUAUGAUCAGCGUACAAGUAUCGAAUUAGAAACGGCAUAUAAACAGGGUAAAAGGACCUGCGAGUUAUUGAUUGCAGGAUUUCUUUACAUUGCCGACUUUGGUUCGAUGCUCCAGUUACGUAGAAAUGAUCCUUCUAGACGAAGGAGAAUCAAAAGAGAUCUGUAUAACGUUCCAAGAAAAGGAGUCGCUGGAUUACGACUCAACGUGCAGGACGAAGAGAUUGUGAGAGAAAUAAGGGGCGCAGAGCGACCAGCUAGUCCUGCAAGUGAUAGUAUGGGUACAGGAGACGGUACAAAUACUCCUAUACCACCUAGUAAUACGCCACAGACACCUGCAGGUGGGACAGCAAGUGGUGACGCUACGCCUUUAAAUGAUAGAAUAGAUCAGAGGUCGGACUCCUUGCAUCAAGUCCUAGAACAAAUGCGCUCUCUAGUUUUAAGAGAGCAUCUGUCCUUAAACAGCGAUAACGAAUUCGAAGAAGAUACGGAAGACGCAUCGAUUUCGGAUCAUGCCACUCUUUCAUAGUUACAAACAUCGAAUUUAUAUUUAUCAAAGUUCGUCGUAAUCUUAUUUCAGGAUAUCCAAUUUAUUUCCAUACUUUUCGUAUUGCUAUUCAGCUCAAUAAGAUAGUAUUCUACACACACACACACACACACACACACACACUUCAUAUUUGCUAGAAGUGUAUCAAUAUUUAAACUUUAUUGAUCUAGCAAAUUACAUUGCUCAAUUACGUAUGGAAAUUGAUAUAUCUACAAUUAAGUAUUUCGAAUUAGAUAGCUAUCUUUAUUCAGUAAGUACGCUCUUCUCUCCCUGCUCUUAAAAACUGUUUAAUUACAAUUAUAAUAAGACAAGAAAAGUAUCAAUUAAGUUGUCAUUGAAAAUAGUAAGAGUUUGCGAAGUGCGGAUUUACAAUUAACAAAAUAAUUACUUGUUGAUGAAUGAUGUACUUAAAAGUCUAACUUUGAGAAUUAC